AUGCUAACUUGCGAAGAAGUCAUGUCUGGUUUCAAGAAAGAGUAUGAAGCCGGCACUCACAGAAGUCCUCACAUUCAAAACGAAGCCACCGGCAAAGGUUUUAGCACGCGAGCGGUACGUGACCGCCUCGACCAGCUGCUCGCACAGUUUGCUGCAGAGGAUCGCGCCAACUUAAGAAGGUCAGGCACCGAGGAGCAAUAUAGCGAAAAGGAACACCUCCUCCAGGCGAUCGCCGAUCUGACAAGAGAAUUUCACUACAAGUACAAGGCAGCGGCCGUCCGGAGAGCGGCCCCGUCACGCCAGAAGCUCACAGCCGCCGAACGAAGCGACGCGUCUGCUGUGGGCGGCCCUUUACGGGACACCGCCGCCGCAACCAACUUAGCAUAUUCCACGAAUGGCAGCGCAACUGCGGACGCAUGCCGUGCCUCCACUUCUACUGAUGCUGCUGCUGCAGCGUACGUGGCAACCUCUUCGGUCGUCGAGGUACCGGAAAGUGCUGGCAACAUAUGGACCACUUGUGUUGUGGAUACGGCAGAGCUCCUCUCGGCGGCAGAUGCAGGCAACACAUAUGAAAUUGUUGGUCUUGACGUGAGCAGAGAGUUACCUGCAGCUGCCACGGGCACCCCUUCGAUCGAUGUUGGAGGCCAUGCACCUGCAGCUUCACCCGAGCAGACCGUGGAACCUGAAGCUAGCCGUCAGGUGCAGGGGGGUAAGCUCCAGGCUUCCCAAGCAGCUCAAAUGUUCUAUAAACCUCCUCAGAACAUCCCUUGUGAUUAGGUGAAGGGCUUGAGGUAAGGGGAGGUGCAUGAACCAACACAAAGAGAGAAACAUAAGCACUACCAUUUGCAGUCGCCACGAACUGAAACCCACAGUGCCUGACAUC
Messenger RNA from Ixodes scapularis (black-legged tick), 883 nucleotides. RefSeq lists its product as uncharacterized. The transcript has 6 exons. The record is from RefSeq and is a predicted model, not a curated record. The coding region runs from base 1 to 777 and encodes 258 amino acids. NCBI's taxonomy places the organism in Eukaryota, Metazoa, Arthropoda, Arachnida, Ixodida, Ixodidae.